AUGUCCCUGCAGGCUGACUUUGACCAGGCCGCACAAGACGUGAGGAAGCUGAAAAGCAGACCUGAAGAUGAAGAGCUCAAAGAACUCUAUGGGCUCUACAAACAGUCCAUCAUCGGAGACAUCAACAUUGCAUGCCCAGCAAUGUUAGAUUUGAAGGGCAAGGCCAAGUGGGAAGCAUGGAGCCUCCAGAAAGGAUUGUCGAAGGAAGAUGCCAUGAGUGCCUAUAUUUCUAAAGCAAGAGAGUUGAUUGAGAAAUAUGGAAUCUAGAAUUUGACAGAGGAGACAGAUUUCCUGUGGAAGCCUUCAUAACAGCAUCAUGAUGUUUAGGGGGAAAUGUAUUGGUAGCUCCAUAAAUCAUGUAUAUUUUUCCUAUGAGUCACAAUACUUAGGACUAUGUUAACAUAGUUACCUAAUUUUACUUUCUUGUGCAAGGUGGCUAUUCAA
Cricetulus griseus (Chinese hamster) is the source of this 444-nucleotide messenger RNA. NCBI's taxonomy places the organism in Eukaryota, Metazoa, Chordata, Mammalia, Rodentia, Cricetidae. The record is from RefSeq and is a predicted model, not a curated record.